Molecule: messenger RNA, 1626 nt
Organism: Haliotis rufescens (red abalone)
Lineage: Eukaryota; Metazoa; Mollusca; Gastropoda; Lepetellida; Haliotidae
Product: protein PRQFV-amide-like
Exons: 1
Coding region: 177-1109 (310 amino acids)
Source: RefSeq, a predicted model, not a curated record
AUACACAUAAAUUUGAGCCUAAAUCAGCAAAUUGUUAAAUGAUUAUAAUGAAGAUGCGUUAGCAGCCGCUGUUUGGCUGCGAGGGAGGGCUGGCGCGGAGAGUACACGAGCUGGCUUUAAAAGGCGCGCGCGCGUUCACUAGUAUCCUCAUUUUGUGUCCCGCGCGGUGAGCCAGCAUGCCGCCCUUGCAUCAACUUCUAGUGGCCGGACUAACCCUACUUGUCGUGUCCGGGGGACAGGCAGACCGGGAUCGUAGGGACGUGGGGGCCACACCCGAUAAACGACUCAGGGAGUUCUUUGGUAAGAGAGAUUUAAGUUCAGCGGACUCUGCUGAAGGUUUUGGCCAGGACUAUGGAACAUACGACAAGCGAGUCAGGGAUUUCUUUGGUAAAAGGGAGGACAAACGUUUAAGGGAAUUCUUUGGAAAACGAAGUGAUAACCCGGACAAGAGACUUCGUGAAUUCUUUGGUAAGCGAAGCGAUCCCAGUGCUGAUAAAAGGCUAAGGGAAUUCUUUGGGAAACGGAGUGGCGAUCUAAGUGCUGAUAAGAGACUGAGAGAAUUCUUUGGCAAAAGGAGCGAUCUAAGUGCCGACAAGCGUCUUCGUGAAUUCUUUGGCAAAAGGAGUGACGUAACAGCGGACAAACGAUUACGUGAAUUCUUCGGCAAACGAAACGGACUCGAAGCUGACAAACGUUUGAGAGAGUUCUUUGGCAAAAGGUCUGACCAACCGGUAGAAGAAAAACGUCUUCGUGAAUUCUUUGGUAAACGCAGUGGCCCAGAGGAACAGAAACGGCUCCGAGAGUUCUUUGGCAAACGGGACGGGCACGUUGAUGACAAGCGCCUCAGAGAGUUUUUCGGGAAACGAGAUGGGCCCAUGGAAGAGAAACGACUACGAGAAUUCUUUGGCAAACGGAACGUAAUAGAGGAACAGAAACGUCUUCGGGAGUUCUUCGGCAAACGUUCGGUGAUGCCUUCCCCAGCGGCUGCAAAGAGGAAACGAGACGUCAGGAAGAGGGUGCGUGAGUUCAUAGGGAAACGAAGCCUUCUCAGCUUUGACGACAGCAUCGACAACGGCUACAACAAACGCGUACGUGAAUUCAUAGGCUAGGCGCCUAGCCAGAGCCUGUGAAAGGCGGACUGGACGAGAGACUACUGGUGACGUGAGGGGUUCAAGGUAAACGGCCAUGACAAACAGACUGUUGAAAGAAAGGAGCCAAGGGUGGUCCCGAUGGAUAACUAUAAGCAAAUACAAUUCCCAACCUGCUAGGAAUGUUUACUUUCUAUAGAGAUGAUUAUUGACUAUUGAGGAUCUAUGUGAACAGUUCUAUUUCACUGAGGUACUGUGUGCUUGUGUGAUGUGAGCGUUGCAAUCUAUCAACUUCGUAAACUUUGGAUUCUCAAUUGACAUGUCAUUUAUGUAUAGCGAAUAUGUAUAAAAGUAAGCAUAUCAAUAAGAGAAUAUUCAUUGUAAGCUAUAUGAUUAUGUUACAUAAGAUACUGUUAACAGAAUAACGUAAUAGUGUAUGAGUAAUUCGUUGUCUGACUGACUCUAUACUUUCUUGACUGUUUUAAUGCAAUAUUAAACGAAUCUUUGCUGAUAUUUAAUAAAUUCUAUUUUUAUGAUA